CCACUGCAAUAGAUUCCCUUCACUUUAAAUUCCAUACUACAAACAAAAUGUAUACUACAUAGGCCACUCCUAGCAUUACCACCCUUAUGCUCUCUAAUCUAAUCUAAUCUAAUCUAAUCUUUUCCCACAUCCUUCUCACUCUCUCCUCUAUGAAAAUUCUGAGUUUUUAUGUUUAAAGAAUAAAAUCUGUUAAAUCCCAACAGUUUUUUUCAAUAUAAAAUUGGAGGUGUUUAUGAUUAGAUACGUUUAGGUGUUGGGAAGAGAGUGAGAUUAAAGGAUCAGACUGUGGAAUUGAAUUUUGUGAGUGCCCCCCCAAUGGUUGCUGCUACCCUAAACCCCAAACACCUGGGAGGAACUGGACUACUGCCUCCCUUGUUGCCCUCCGACCCCCACAAUUCCAUCCCUCCGCCCCCUCAAAAUUCCCGAAAAUGUUUGUCCACCUCCUCAUCCCACUCAAAUUCUUCCACAAAACACACGACUUCAUCGGCUAUUAAGAGGUCUCAACCGGUGGAGAGGAGACAUGCGGUGACCCCGCCGUCUAAUAAACCUAUGCGUUUGAAAACUGACAACGCUAACAAUAACACUGCUGACAAGGUUAGCAAAGCUACACCAGCUCCAUCACCAUGCCCCACAAAGAAAGAAACCACCAAGAGGCGCAAACCGACGCUGGAAACGAGAAGAACAGAGCAAACCGAAAUUUCAAAGACGGAGCGGUCGCCGGCGAGGUUAAGGCUACCCAACUCUGUGGCUAGUAGAAGCAUGGCUUGCACCGAUGAGAGGAAGAGAUUAAACGGUUCUGUUAAUGGCAAUGUACUUGGGCCACUGCAAGAUUCCAUGGCUGAUAAUAGAGAUAUAAGAGCCGUUACUCCUGUUGAAUCUAAGGCUCAACGUGGUCUCGCUGCUUCUGAUACUGAAAGUGUUUCUUCUGGUAGUACGUCAGGUUCUUCACAAAGUUCCUCCGCUAACGUAGACGUUAAGCGUGGGCCUCCAGGAAUAAUGGUCUCCGCUCGGUCCUGGCAACAGACUGCUAAUCGGGUAUGCCGGUCCCAUCCUGGCUCGCCGGUUCCUAAGAAAAAUACAGCGCGCACUAAGCUAAUUGUACCAGACAAGUUCGGAGCUGAUACUCCUUUUUCGUCUCCAAACGGUGUAUUGAAUAGCAGAGGACAGUUACCGCCAAUUCAUGGGCCAGUUCGGCCUGCGUCACCGAGUAAGCUUGGGUCAUCUUCAACGAGGGGAAUGAGUCCUAGACUGAGGAAUGGUUUGGAUGAUAAUUUGGUAACUAGGCUGUCGAUUUUGAGCUUUGUUGGUGAUGGUUUUAAGAUUGGGGAGAACAAAGUUUCGGAUGCUAAUUUGUUGAGGCUACUUCAUAACCGGUGGUUGCAGUGGCGUUUUGUUAAUGCUAGAGCAGAUGCUACUCUGUCUUCCCAAAGGUCUAACGCAGAGAAAAGCCUCCAUAAUGCAUGGACAACUACCUCAAAACUGCAAGAAUCUGUCAGAGCCAAAAGAACCGAGUUACAGUUGCUGAGGCAAACUUUGAAGCUGAUUUCCAUCCUCAAGGGGCACAUGAUAUUUUUGGAUGAAUGGGCUAUCCUGGACCAUGAUUAUUGCAGUUCUUUGUCUGGGGCUACUGAAGCUUUGAUGGCUAGCAUGGUCCGCCUUCCAGUAGUUUGUGGGGCAAGUGUUGAUGUCCCAAAAUUGCAGGAUGCGAUUUGUUCAGCAGUUGAUUUAUUGCAGGCAACAACACUCUCUAUACACUCAUUGGUGUCAAAGGUAGCAAAAGUAAAUUGUUUGGCAUCUGAACUUGGAAAUUUAAGUUCAAAUGAGGUCUUAUUACUUUAUCAAUGCAAAGAACUUUUGUCAGCAGUUGCAAGCAUGCAGCAGGUGAAGGAAUGUAGCCUUAGAACGCACAUUUCACAACAAAACCGUUUACCUUCCACCUUUGACAACACAAUUGGAAGGCUCUUCUGAUUUCAAUUACGUCCUCUAUCGCCAACCUGACAAUCGAUUGCCAUUCCAAUUCCUGGGGAUUGCGGUUACAAUGCUAAUAUAUGGCUGAAUUAUACAUGAAAAGUUAGGUGAAGGUAGGUUAGAUACCUUUCUUUUUAGUUUUGUAUAGGACAGAGGAAAGUGUGUAAAUAUGUAUAAAUGUUGCCAGUCAGUGAUGAUUUGUAAUAUAUAAGCUUUCCCACUCGUAUGCUUUCAUACAAGAAAUGAUGGGUUUAUUAGUGCUUCUUCGGCCUAAUCGUAAUAAUAAAAAAGAGCUGCGUGGUCACAUAACAA
Molecule: messenger RNA, 2280 nt
Organism: Gossypium arboreum
Lineage: Eukaryota; Viridiplantae; Streptophyta; Magnoliopsida; Malvales; Malvaceae
Product: QWRF motif-containing protein 2
Exons: 6
Coding region: 316-1968 (550 amino acids)
Biological process (GO): centrosome cycle; spindle assembly
Cellular component (GO): cytoplasm; nuclear microtubule; centrosome
Molecular function (GO): microtubule binding
Source: RefSeq, a predicted model, not a curated record